UCUCGUCUCUCCUCGGGGCGGGGAGGGGGGGGGGGGUCAAUGUCACCGCUCGGCUCGGCGUGGCUCAGAGGGCGACCAUGUGCGAGGGGACGGGGAAGGCAGCGGCCUUGAAGAGCGCAGACACGGGCCGCAGCGAGGACACCGGACGGGGCUGGGGUUGGGGGAGCGAGAGGACGUUGUCCCGGAGCCUCCGGCCGCUGUGACCGACUCUCCGAACCAUCGUGUAUGGAAAUACAGUACUUUCAAAUCUGCCUUCAACACAUCCGUGUGCACACUGGUUUGUAAGCAGAACAAGCCAAAAUGCCUCAGAAUUCAGGAAUGAAUAAUUUAAAUGGAAUCAAACCUUUACAACAAAUGAUAGCUUCAUGUUCUGGUGCCGUGAUAACUUCACUGCUUGUUACGCCUUUGGAUGUUAUAAAGAUAAGGCUGCAGGCCCAGAAAACUCCAUUCUAUAAAGGAAAAUGUUUUUUGUACUGCAAUGGCCUAAUGGAUCAUCUAUGUAUUUGUGAGAAUGGAAAUACCCUUGCUUGGUAUAAAACACCCAGGCAUUUCAAUGGGUCACUGGAUGCACUCUUCCAAAUUAUUCGUUUUGAGGGUAUAAAAUCACUCUGGAGUGGACUGCCACCAACUCUAAUAAUGGCUGUACCUGCUACAGUUAUUUAUUUUACUACUUAUGAUCAAUUACGGGUUUUUAUAAAGCAUAAACUGGGUUACAAUGGCAUCUAUAUCCCGCUGAUAGCAGGAGCUGUAGCUCGAGUGGGUGCAGUGUCUGUUAUAAGUCCAUUGGAGCUGAUGAGGACAAAAUUGCAAUCUCGUAAACUGACAUAUAAGCAACUAGGUACUGUUGUUCGGAUUGCUGUACGGCAGGAUGGCUGGCUCUCCCUCUGGAGGGGGUGGGGUCCCACAGUACUUCGAGAUGUGCCUUUCUCAGCAACUUACUGGUUUAACUAUGAACUGAUGAAGAAUGCGUUGUGCAAGAAGCGCAAUCUAAGUGAGCCAACCUUCAUGAUAAGUUUUGCUUCUGGAGCAGCAUCAGGCUCUAUUGCAGCUACCAUCACCCUACCAUUUGAUGUCGUGAAAACACGACGGCAGAUUGCACUUGGAGAGCUGGAAGCAUUAACUCAACCAAAAACAUCUAUGUCUACCUGGGUAAUAAUGAGUCAAAUCGUUAAGGAAUCUGGAUAUUCAGGUUUAUUUGUUGGUUUCUUCCCUCGAUUAAUGAAGGUAGCCCCAGCCUGUGCAAUAAUGAUCAGUUCCUAUGAAUUUGGCAAGUCCUUUUUCCGUAAAGUGAACAAAGAGCGAGAGCUGGAAAAGGUUAAAACCUGAAGAAAUCCAUACUGGAUGACUCUUAAAGGAAAACAAGCCCUUGAAAACUAGGUUCUUGCCAUAAUAUUCUUUCAAAUGCAGAAGAAAAUCUUGGUAGAUGAUUUAUCCAUUGAAAUAAAAGGAAUUAUGGCAUUGGAAGUCUAAAGAGCUGGCACAAAUAUUGCUAUUAAGAAAUCUGUUUAAGCUCUGUUUCCAGAGCAUGUUCGUACUGCAAAAUGUCGCAGUUGUAAUUCAGAUUGAAAGGAUGUCGAAGCUAUAGAAAUGUAAAAACUUAUCUGAUAGACAAAUGAAAGAGAUAACAUUUACCUCUAGUACCAGUUUGUACUGUUGUUAUUGUCUUGGUUUAGAAGAUCACUUCUUACGUUGAUUUUGUAAAGUUAUGAAUCCACAUCAAGAAAAGGUUUGCAUUGAUGUUGUUGGGAGUACAUCUAAAAAGGAGCAGGUGAUCAAAAUGGAGCUCUAGCAAUUUAAAGUGUUAUAAGAACGACAAAUUCUACCACUGGUACAGAGAAAACAUAAAAAUUGUAGACAUAAAAUGGAGUUGUCAAAUUGUUGAACAGUUUUGAAUCCUUUAUUUGAACAUUUCAUCUACUAAUUUCUAAAACAAAUAAUUUGUUGCACUUUUGCAGUUUAUGUUGAAAUGUUGUGACUUGUUGGGUGUCCAGUAAAAUAGCUGCUUUUAUUAUUUUUAAAAUAAAUGUCUUUUUAAUAUCA
This is a messenger RNA of Callorhinchus milii (elephant shark), 2040 nucleotides long. It is a transcript of the gene slc25a40, whose product is annotated as solute carrier family 25 member 40. The record is from RefSeq and is a predicted model, not a curated record. Gene Ontology annotation, biological process: mitochondrial transmembrane transport. The coding region runs from base 301 to 1326 and encodes 341 amino acids. The transcript is spliced from 12 exons. NCBI's taxonomy places the organism in Eukaryota, Metazoa, Chordata, Chondrichthyes, Chimaeriformes, Callorhinchidae.